AUGACGUAGAUUUAAAUAUUGGAUUUCUAUCUGUCCAGUGUCAUCUCUAUUCCUUAUUUAUAAUUGGCCAUCUAACAAGCUCAAAAAUGUUGGGUGAGCCCAAUCUAUAGCCCAUUAACAGUUGCUAUUCAUGGUCAAUUUUGUUUGUUUGUCUGGUUCGAUGACAAGUCUUAAAAAAUUACGGUGCUCCCGUCCCGCCCUUAGGUGGACCGAUUGAAAAAAUCUCUGCGCUUCACUUGACUUGUGUUUAUACUCUUGAUAGGGUUCUGAAAAACCCUUCAGUCCAGCCUUCUUUUCUCUCUCUCUAUGAUGUUCAGUUUACAUUUGUAACAGGCGGUGGUGAACUUAAUUUCCAAAGAUAAUGCAUGCUGUUAAGGGUGGUUUGGUUGGGCAAACAUUUGCCUUAUCUAAGAGCAACGAGUCUGAAGGGAAGAAGUCUCGAAUUCGGCGUUCAAAGGAGGAGAGGAAGACAAUGGUUGAAUCCUUUAUAAAGAAGUAUCAGAGAUCAAAAAAUGGGAAUUUCCCAUCACUUAGUCUCACACACAAGGAAGUUGGUGGCUCUUUCUACAUAGUACGGGAAAUUGUCCGAGAGAUAAUCCAAGAAAAUCGAGUGCUGGGUCCUGCUCAUUUCAGUCCAGAUGAGCUUAACACAAAUCAGUUUGAUGAACAUUAUCCAUUAGGUUCAAUUUCUAAAAAACCUCAAGUUCCUUUGAACAUGACAUCAAAUGGAAGUCAUUUUAUACCCAACCAUGACCAGGGUGCAAGUAAAGAACCAGUUGUGAUUUCUAAUGGGCUCUGCAGUGAGCCUGGAAAACAAAGGUUUGACAAUGAGGGAGUCAUCAGUGGGAGCCAGCUAGUUAAGGAAGAAGAAGGAUCUGCUAAAAUUACAUCUGAAGAUGGAAGUCAUUUUAUAUCCAACCACAAUCAAGGUGCAAGCAAAGAACCAGUAGCAGCUUCUGGUGGGCUCUGCAGUGAGCAUGAAAAGCUAAGGUUUGACAUUGAGGGAGUCAUCAAAGGGAGCCAGGUAGUUAUGGAAGUUGAAGAAUCUGCUAAAAUAACAUCUGAAGAUGGAAGUCAUUUUAUACCCAACCAUGACGAAGAUGCAAGCAAAGAACCAGUGGCAGUUUCUGAUGGGCUCUGUGGUGAGCAUGAAAAGCAAAGGUUUGACAGUGAGGGAGUUAUCAAUGGGAGCCAGGUAGUUAUGGAAGCUGAAGAAUCUGCUAAAAGGAUAUCCGAAGAGUUGCAAACUAGUAAAACAUCAGAAGCAGAGGAAAGAAUUGGAAAAUUGGCAGCUGCUAGAACUACAUUAACUCCCAUCUCAGCAGAAGUAGUGGUAGAGACGUUUCCUCUAAGAUCUGUUCCUAAGACUGCUGAAAGCUCCUGUGAAAGAUCUGGAGUGGAGAAAUUAACAGAAAAUUUUGGGAAAAAUGAAAUUGAAAAGUUAGACUUGGAUUCAGACAAUGACAGUGCUCCAAUAGAUCAAAUAAAUUCUUUGGAGAAAAAAGGGGAAAGCCCUGCAGGUUUAGUUUUGGAUAAAAAUUGUGAUCUGUUGGACAAGGAAGUGGUAGAAAAUUCUUCAGAUUCACAAAUGAAGAGCUCAAAUUUCUCUACUACAGGUGGCACCGAGCCUAAUACUCUGCUCAACAAAGAAGUUGAGGUUGAAGAUUCUGAUAAUGAUGCCUUAACAACCAAGAUGCAUGAAAGAAGCCAAAGGAUUGAUGACAAUAAGGAAAUAAAUGCCACAAAUGUUAAGAUUCCCAGUGGUGCUUACAGCAGCAGUGACAGGGUCGAAUCAAGAACCCCAAAAGGAAUUGUAUUUGAAAAUAAAGCUGAUGUUGAAAGUAAAGAGAGUUUGCAGAAAGAAAGGAAUCCAACAUUAGACAGAAAUAAAAUUGAAUCAUGCGAUGGAGCAUCAAGUAACUCUACUGCAAGAGAAACUAACCCAUUUCUGGUGGCUUUCAAAUCUUUCAUCAAUGCCUUGAUAAAAUUUUGGUCUGAAUAAAAAUCUAGUAAAGGUUGUGUUAUUUUUGUCAAUGGAAAUGUUUUUGGGAGUGGAUGAAUCUUGUAGUACACUUAUAUUUAUUAUAUUAUUAUUUUAGAGUUAAAGAAUGUGCUUGCACUUAGAACUUCUCUCUGUAAAUUCUAAUACUUUACUAAUUAAUCUUUCUGUUUGACUGAGCUA
Molecule: messenger RNA, 2182 nt
Organism: Mangifera indica (mango)
Lineage: Eukaryota; Viridiplantae; Streptophyta; Magnoliopsida; Sapindales; Anacardiaceae
Exons: 5
Coding region: 362-2002 (546 amino acids)
Source: RefSeq, a predicted model, not a curated record